Molecule: messenger RNA, 2252 nt
Organism: Bradysia coprophila
Lineage: Eukaryota; Metazoa; Arthropoda; Insecta; Diptera; Sciaridae
Gene: CycG
Product: cyclin G
Source: RefSeq, a predicted model, not a curated record
CACAUAAAACGUAAAAUAUAUCAGUAGCGUUCAGCUGUCGAAUUGUAUUCCCCCUUUAACUUUAUACUAGUUCGGUUGUGGCUCUGCAGAAACAUUUUUAGUUUAUUUUUUGUUGUUGUUAUUCGAUCAGUGUGAUGCAAUGCUAUUUUACUUGGACAAUUGUAAAAGUGUAACUAUGACCAAGUUGAGACCAGUAAAGCGAUAUUUUUAUCCCGAAUUUCAACGAACUUUAUCGAGUACUAGGCCAGCCCUAACUAUGUCUGUCCCUGUACGCUACUCUGCUACCUCUGGUAUCCUUGACAACAACAACAGUAUCGAUGAUCAAAGUGAGGCGCAAGAAGAGAUGCGAUUGCAGCGGAUACCUAUAGGGGUUCGGCUUGGGACGCCGGAUGCUGCUGCCACAGUACCAUUGGGCAAUGCAGAUGAAACUGCGUCUGAAUUGCUUAAUCCGUCUACUGAAGAACUAUUUGCAAAGCUGAAUGAAACUCUGAUGUUGGAGAUCAAAUAUCAGCCUUGCUUGUACUUGCCUCAAGAAGCACAGAAUGGUGAAGUCACCAUAGGUGCUAGAGAUGGGGCCGCACACGUACUACGUUGCUUAAAAGUUUGGUACGAUUUGCCGAGUGAUGUUCUAUUCGCAGCUAUUAAUUUAGUUGAUCGAUUUUUAACAAAAAUGAAAGUACGUCCGAAACACAUUGCAUGUAUCAGCGUCGGAUCAUUCCACUUGGCAAUUCAACAAUUAGGCUUACCACAAAUUGAUACCGAAGACUUAGUAGCAAUUUCACAAUGUCGCUGUACAUCUGGCGACUUGGAAAGAAUGGCUGGAAUAAUAGCCAAUAAGCUUGGUGUUCAAUUAGAUACGCCGCCAAUAACAUCUCUGUCCUGCCUUCGUUUAUUUUAUUACAUUCUGAAGAAUGCAGCCCAUGAAAUGGGCCUGGGACAAUUCUACGACACCACAAUGUCUUUACAUGAUUUGGAAAUGCGAUUGGAAAUCUUAACGUGUGACGCCAAAUGUGCCAGUAUUCGUGCAUCCGAAUUGGCAUUGGUGCUGAUAUGUACACAGCUAGACGUUAAUGUUUCAAAAUGUUUUGGUGAAAUGUCCGAACAGAUUCAAGGUCUUAUCAAUUAUGCCAUUGAAAUGCAGAAAUUUUGUCGGAUUCCGGAAGGUUCAUUGUUUGAAAGUCAUUCGGUUGUUGUUGACAUUUUAUCGCGAUACAAUGCACAACACAAAAUGCCAUACAGACAACGGCUGGUAUGGAAAUUGUCAUCUAGAACAAUGAGACUGUUAAGACCGACCAACAAAUUGACGUCAUAUUUACCAACAAUUGUUGAACAUAACAAUCCGUCGACAUCGAAGAACAUACACCGAUCGAGGACCGGUAGUGUAAGUUCUGAAGAGGGAGAAGAUUGGCCCACAUCGCCAGUCGUGCCUGUGUAUGAACAGUGUUAAUAUUUAUUUUUAUACGUGCAUUUCCUUAAUUUAAAGUCAGAAAAAAAGCAACAACAAAAAACGAUUAAAACCGUCAACGUAGUUCGUGUUUAAAACAAAAGAAAAAAAAUGAAAAAGUUUGCAAAAAAAAGUGGUUAAAUGUCUAGAAAAAAAUAAAAAUAACAUAAAAAAGACUAUAAAAAAUAUAAAAAAAAAUCAAAAAAGAUUUAUAAAAAGUACAAAAUAAUUUAAAAAUAUAUCACAAAAAAAUUAUUUAGAUGUUAAGAAAAUCUGACAUAAACAUUAAAAAUAACAUUAACUAACUCAUUCAAUGGAGAGAAUAUAGAAAAUUUGCUUAGAUUUUUGGUAAACAAGAACAUUACAACAAAAAAGAAAAGUAAAAAAAAAAACAAAAAAAAAAUCUAAAAAAACAAAACCCAAACCCAGUAGAUGUUUGUUGUCUGGCGUAAACAAUAAAAAAAACUUUUUGUCAUUUAAUUUAUAUUUACUUAAAAAUUUGUAAUCAGUCUUUAAUUAAUUUAAAUAGAUGAAUCGUCUCAUGUCGUAGUGAUUGAUUUUUAUUUGUGUUCUUCGGGACGUUUCAAUGAAGCAUUCAAAAUAUUUAAAAAAAGAAAAGAAAUAAUUUACAAAAACUAAUUGUGAAAUGAAUGUAUCGUAUACUCCGUUUAAAUAUGUAAAUAAAUUAUCAAAAGCAAAACAACAAUUAAAUAAAAUCCAAUAAACAGCAAACAAACAAAAACAAUCGUCGUAUUUAUGUACUAUUAUCAAAAACUAAGUUUACUUUCUUUAUCUUUAAACAAACAAA